AUGGUGGAUGCUGAAACCCGCUACACUGAAGUAGAGAAAUUCACACUAGCCUUACUUACUGCGGCUCAGAAAUUGAGACCUUACUUCCAAGCCCAUACAAUUGUGGAAGGUAGUGGAGUUGGAAUACUCCUCCUCGGUCUGAGAGGCGUAUGUGUGGAACACGCCUUGCAUUUUCACUUCAAAGCAGGAAACAAUGAGGUGGAGUAUGAAGCAAUUUUGGUUGGGUUGAAGUUGGCGGAAGAACUUGAAGUAAAAAACUUACUGAUCAAUAGUGGUUCGCAGCUUAUAACUGAACAGAUGAAAGGCGACUAUGAGGCUAAAGGCCCCAACAUGGUCAAAUAUUUAGCUACAGUAAGGAAGUUCUUGGCUAAGAUUCCCAAAGUAGAGAUCAAUCCAAAGGGACCCGCUUCGAUCAGAAUCGAGAUACUUCCUCAACCAAGUAUCUCGAUUGUUAUGGUAGUAGCCCAGGUGGACGCUGAGCCAAGCUGGAUGGAUUCGAUCAAAGAAUUCUUGCUGGAAGGAAAACUUCUUGAGUACAAAAACGCGACAAUGAGUCUUAGGAAGAGAUCAGCAAGGUAUUCCAUAAUUAAUGGAGAGUUGUACAGGAGAUCCUUCACACUUCCAUACCUACGGUGUUUAGCACCUAGAGAUGCUGAUUAUGCCUUGAGGGAAGUAUAUGAAGGGGUUUGUGGUAGUCACAUAAGAGGGAGGACUCUCAGCUACAAAGUACUGCGUUGUGGGUACUGCUGGCCUACUAUGAUGGCAGAUGCUAAGAAGGGUAUGAACCUCCUUGGUUCAUUCCCUUCAGCAUCAGCCUAUAGGACAUUUCUGAUAGUAGUUGUGGAUUACUUUACUAAAUGGAUAGAAGUUGAACCACUUGCAGUUCAUCUGAAGGAAGAUUUGGGGAUUAAACUCAGAGUCAUUUCGGUCAGCCAUCCACAAGCAAAUGGACAGGCUGAAGUGACUAACCAAGUAAUACUCCAAGGGCUUAAGACUAGGUUGGAUAGUGCUAAGGGAAGAUGGGUGGAAGAACUCCCAAGCAUACUAUGGUCCUAUCAAACCACAGCACGGACUUCUACAGGUGAAACACCCUUCUCACUUGCAUUUGAAGAAGCUAGGAAGGAGACAAGAGUUCGUAUCGCGGCCUACAGACAAAGAACGGCUCGGUAUUACAACCGUAGAGUUAAAGAAAGGAAGUUCUCCCAAAGGGAUCUGGUCCUAAGGAAGACAGAAGUAGCAGGAAAACACCUUGGAAAGCUUGAAGAAACUUAG
Messenger RNA from Tripterygium wilfordii, 1272 nucleotides. RefSeq lists its product as uncharacterized. The record is from RefSeq and is a predicted model, not a curated record. The transcript has 6 exons. Gene Ontology annotation, molecular function: RNA-DNA hybrid ribonuclease activity; nucleic acid binding. Lineage: Eukaryota; Viridiplantae; Streptophyta; Magnoliopsida; Celastrales; Celastraceae. Bases 1 to 1272 code for a protein of 423 amino acids.